Mycotypha africana is the source of this 640-nucleotide messenger RNA. RefSeq lists its product as uncharacterized. The coding region runs from base 188 to 628 and encodes 146 amino acids. NCBI's taxonomy places the organism in Eukaryota, Fungi, Mucoromycota, Mucoromycetes, Mucorales, Mycotyphaceae. The record is from RefSeq and is a predicted model, not a curated record. The transcript has 2 exons.
UGAUCCACCGGAAGAAGCUAUCUUGAUUAUUUAAACAACCUAUUUUUAUUAAAAAAAAAAAAAACAACCCAAUAACCGAUAACCAAACAUAUUCAAAAAUCAAUUGCAUUGUCAUGGAUUGUCACUUCAAUCAUAACUGUAAGCUCUUAUUUUUUACAAUACAGAGAGGAUCAGAUGACACAUACUCAUGCCAAUCUAUUAUGUUUGGUCUACUCUAGCUACUACACUUCAACCGCUCAAUGAAAGACGUGCUUGUAAGCGCAGAAUAAAUGAAGAUGAAGAAGAGCCUGUUAUCGCCAAACGUUAUUUUGAUUUGAACACUCAAUUCUCGCCGGAUCAACCUGUUCAAAAGGUAUUGCCCGCUAUCACCUACGCUUCACCAGAUUAUAGACCUCCUCCACCUACUGAAACACCACUCUGGUUGCAGCCUGUGAAUGCCAAUUCUCCUAUGACCGAGGAUGACUCUGAAGAUGAUGCUGCAUUGUUAACACCUUCGUAUGCUAAAUUGCAACAGCAACAAUUCGAACUGUCACAACAGCAAGCAAAGCAACACCAGCAGCAGCAACAACAACAAGACCAAAUCCCGCUUAACUGUUGGAGUGAAAUGGCAAUUGAUCAAUGGUAUUAAACUAUUGAUAUA